UAUUGCCCUUCAUCAACACUAGAGCGCAUUCUCGUGAACUGUUUUGGAAUUCCAAGAUGUUCGCUUACGCUAUACGUUCGUACAUCCUCGUCGCCAUCGCGUCUGCAGGUUUUUGGUUACCCCAAAAAUGCCAAAACGGAAAUCCAUGCCAAAACGGGGGUACAUGCUUUUAUUUCCCCAACCACAGUGGGGAAAUUGUCUGCAAAUGUACUACCGGGUGGGACGGACAAUUCUGCACGACCCCUUUCCGGUACAUCGGAUGUUUUACUGACACUUCGACCCGUAUCAUGCCUGUCAGGCUACCCGAUUCGAAAUCAAACUCGCCGAUGGAGUGCGCCGCUCGUUGCCAUGGCUACGCUUAUAGCGGCACGCAGGUCGGCAUCGAGUGCUAUUGUGCAGACUGUCUGAACGCCAUGAAAAGACCGGAUAGCGAAUGUAUCAAGGCGUGUCCUGGGGACAGCAGCAAGACAUGCGGUGCAGACUGGAGGAUGAGCGUCUACAGCAACAGGGCUGUUCCACAGCUGUCGACUCAUGAAAAAGGAAAAUUGUGGUUUGGAAACAACUCUGUGUGAGCGUAUACGAACUGCCCGAAUUACACUCUUCGCCUAUCGAAAAUACUGAUUGCUUUUGUUAUUUCUAUAGAACAAUAAUAUAUUCUUCCUCUUAAAGUGAUAUUAUGGGCAUCUAGCAGUUUAUAGGUGUCUAUCGCAACCGUUGUUUAUUUUUGGUGUUUUCACUUCAUAUACAGUUAUAUUUGUUAAUGCAGCAUCAACAUACUAAAACAAUAUGCCGAAAAGAGAAAAAAAUGAGGCAUUUGAACCGUACUUUCGUGUUGACAACUGACUACAGGAAUGAUUCGAUGUACGAUGUGAAUCUAAAUUUAGUUUUAGUGCAGAUUCGUUUAUACGACACAUAGACACUAUUUUGUUUUACGGAUCAUUUUGGCUUAGAGGACUAUGUGAGUCAUGUAAAAUAUCAAAUAUAAUAUAUAUUUGUUAUAAACAACUGGUAGCAAGAUGAGUUGCAGAUACUUGGUCAGUUACCACAUUUUAACUUACACUUUUGACCUGUUAAUUUUUUUCCAGCUCAAUUCAACAGUGAAAAAUGACUAUAAUAUCACUUUAAAUAAGUGCCUUAUUACAGAGAAAAGUGUUUGCACUCUACUUUGCUGAGCAUGGAUAAAAGUUAUAUUAAAGACGGAUUCUCCUAUGUUUAUGUAUUCUCACAAUAACAGAUUUCUACUGCAAA
Messenger RNA from Dreissena polymorpha, 1248 nucleotides. RefSeq lists its product as uncharacterized. Lineage: Eukaryota; Metazoa; Mollusca; Bivalvia; Myida; Dreissenidae. The transcript is spliced from 5 exons. The record is from RefSeq and is a predicted model, not a curated record. Bases 57 to 572 code for a protein of 171 amino acids.